Molecule: messenger RNA, 300 nt
Organism: Solanum tuberosum (potato)
Lineage: Eukaryota; Viridiplantae; Streptophyta; Magnoliopsida; Solanales; Solanaceae
Product: NADP-dependent alkenal double bond reductase P2-like
Exons: 2
Coding region: 30-281 (83 amino acids)
Molecular function (GO): 2-alkenal reductase [NAD(P)H] activity
Source: RefSeq, a predicted model, not a curated record
AAUACACGUGAAACAAUGAACUUACAGGUAUGCCAGGACUUGCAGCCUAUAUUGGUUUUAAUAAUCUAUGCUCUGCUAAGGAAGGGGAUGUAGUUUAUGUCUCAUCUGCAGCAGGAGGAGUUGGUCAGCUUGUUGGACAAUUUGCGAAAAUGAAAGGUUGCUAUGUCGUUGGCAGUGCUAGUACUGAUGAAAAGGUACAUCUUUUAAAAUCACAACUUGGCUUCGAUGAUGCUUUUAACUACAAACAAGGAAAUGAUCUUGCCGGAGCCUUGAAAAGGUGAUAUCUUUUAUGGCCCAAGA